Carassius auratus (goldfish) is the source of this 1167-nucleotide messenger RNA. RefSeq names its product vomeronasal type-2 receptor 1-like. The record is from RefSeq and is a predicted model, not a curated record. Gene Ontology annotation, biological process: G protein-coupled receptor signaling pathway. Lineage: Eukaryota; Metazoa; Chordata; Actinopteri; Cypriniformes; Cyprinidae. The coding region runs from base 1 to 1164 and encodes 387 amino acids. Gene Ontology annotation, cellular component: plasma membrane. Gene Ontology annotation, molecular function: G protein-coupled receptor activity. The transcript is spliced from 5 exons.
AUGGCACUGGUCGGACCAUGGGACUCGCAGAGGCAGCUGGCGAAGCAGCGGGUGUUUGCGGAAGUUGGUGUUGGCGUGCAGAGUGAAGGAUUGCUUCGGGAUGGUGGGUGGGUUGUCCGGUCUGGUCUUCUGUCACGGAUGAGACAGGAGGCAGACAAGGUGAGUCUAGAUCACAGGAAGUGGGUGAGGGAUCACAGAAGGAGGACUGAAGACAGAGGAAGACUGGACGAUCUUUGGGAGAUGACUGAUGAGUUGCGGAUUCUCAGACCACCAGCUGUUUAUGCCAUUGUUGGAGAGUCAAACUCGUCUCCCACCAUAGCACUGGCUUCAGUAGUUGGUCCUUUCAGCAUACCUGUUAUCAGUCAUUUUGCCACAUGUGCUUGUCUGAGUGACAAAAAAAGAUAUCCAUCCUUCUUCAGAACAAUACCCAGUGAUUAUUACCAAAGCAGAGCACUGGCUCAGCUUGUAAAGUACUUUGGCUGGACCUGGGUUGGGACAGUCAGGAGUCGUGGAGACUAUGGUAAUUACGGCAUUGCAGCAUUUGAGGAGGCUGCAAAAGAAGAGGGGGUAUGUAUUGAAUACUCCGAGGCCAUAUUAAGCACCGAUCCAAAAGAGCAGUUUCUGAAGACACUAGAAGUGAUAAAGAAGGGCACUGCCAGGGUGGUGGUUGCUUUUGUUGCAUUAGGAGAUUUUGUUCCCCUCCUGAAAGUAAUGGUUCAACAAAACAUCACAGGGCUUCAGUGGGUUGGGAGUGAAUCCUGGAUCACUUCUCGAACUCUUGCUGAAACAAAGGACUACAGUUUCCUAUCUGGAGCUGUGGGUUUUGCUAUAGCAAAUGCCAAACUUACUGGCUUGCGCAAUUUCCUAGUGAAUGUGCACCCUGAUCAAGAACCAAACAAUGAAAUUUUAAAAGAAUUCUGGGAAACAACUUUUCAGUGCUCUUUCAGGACCACGGGUAGUAGUGCCUGCAGUGGCUCAGAGAAACUGGCAGAGCUGCAAAAUGAAUAUACUGAUGAAUCAGAGUUACGAAUUGCAAAUAAAGUGUACACUGCUGUGUACGCUGUAGCAUAUACACUACAUAACAUAUUAGAAGACUUCAGAUACUCCACAAACAGUAGCAUAAAAAUAAAACACACACCACAAAAGGUAUAUAAUAUAAGAUAAAAA